Molecule: messenger RNA, 780 nt
Organism: Babesia sp. Xinjiang
Lineage: Eukaryota; Apicomplexa; Aconoidasida; Piroplasmida; Babesiidae
Product: Proteasome subunit alpha type-3
Exons: 2
Coding region: 1-780 (259 amino acids)
Biological process (GO): ubiquitin-dependent protein catabolic process
Cellular component (GO): proteasome core complex; nucleus; proteasome core complex, alpha-subunit complex
Source: RefSeq, a predicted model, not a curated record
AUGUCUGGCACAGCGGCUGGAUAUGAUUUAUCUGUGUCUACGCUGUCCCCCGAUGGUCACGUUUUCCAAGUGGAAUACGCGACCAAGGCCGUCGACACGGCACCAACAGUUGUGGGAGCCGUUUGCAGCGACGGGAUAGUUUUCUUGGCGGAUUCAGUGCUAUGCGGAUAUACAAAUGAUGAAAAUGUAAGUCGUAAUGUAUUACAGGCCCGCCCGGUGCUUCGUUUGUAUGCUUUGGACGAGGGUGUGGGCUGUGCGAUCACAGGUAUGAUUCCUGACGCCCAGUGCAUUGUACGACGCGCAAAGGCCGAAUGCAAGUCUUUUUUUGAGGAGUACGGGGUAAAGAUUCCUAUAUCACUGCUGGCCGAACGCGUUGCUCUGUUUGUCCAUGCUUACACGCUAUAUUGGCACGUACGCCCUUUUGGGGCGUCGACGAUAUUGUCUGGUGUAGACAGUAAUGGUGAAAAAUCUCUAUACUGCAUCGAACCCAGCGGAGCGUGUUACAAGUACACUGGGAUGGCCAUAGGAAAAUGCAAACACCUUGUGAAGACAGAGAUGGAGAAGUUGAAUUUAUCGGGCAUAAACUGCCGUGAUGCUCUGAGAGAGUUGUCUCUGGCGAUAAUGAUUGGCCGUGAUGAGGACUCCGGCAAAACAAACGACAUACAGAUGGCGUGGAUAUGCCUUGAAAGCAAUGGUGUCUUUCAGAUGGUACCAGAUGAGGUGGUUAAGGAGACCAAGUGCGAUGCGUCGAGACGUCACGCGACUAUACACGGCCACUGA